Molecule: messenger RNA, 1220 nt
Organism: Macadamia integrifolia
Lineage: Eukaryota; Viridiplantae; Streptophyta; Magnoliopsida; Proteales; Proteaceae
Exons: 1
Coding region: 30-1070 (346 amino acids)
Source: RefSeq, a predicted model, not a curated record
CUCAUGCAGUAAUACUCAAUACAAAAGAUAUGGAGAACCAGAGGCCACACAAGGCCACCCUCUUCCUCUCUCUUUUUCUCAUCCUUCUUUCUUCAUCGUUUGUCUUCCUUGCUCAUGCAUUGUCUCCCACAGGAACCAUUGACAGGACUACAAAGCAACAAAUCCUCGCAAGCCUCCCUCCAAAAGUUGUUCCUUCUGGGUCAUCUCAGCUAUUCUUGACCUCUCCUUCGGGGAAGUACGCAGCCUUCCUCCUACGCCGACCGACGAUGCUCGGCGCCGGAGGCUUUGGCAAUGAUUUUUGCUACAUUCAAGUUCAGGAAGCAGGACAGAGUAUGUGGGAAUCAGAUUGUGCUCCAGUGAGCAGUGAAAACACAUGCAGUUUAGUGUUUGAUGACAGUGGUCUUGAGAUCUUUGAUGGAAGCAAUUCUAUGUGGAACACAGAUGCAGACGUUGAUAACUUUCUGGAGACACUGGAGUUGGUAGACAGUGGUGAUAUGAGGCUGAGGGACAAAGAUGGGAGAUUGGCAUGGAGGGCUAGUGAUAACCCUCAGGCUAACCAGAAUUGUGGGUCGAUGGGGUCUCCUGGUUUGGCUCCUGAGACUCCUCCAUUUGCUAAGCCUGUUCAGAAUAAUGCUCCAUUUGGGCAGCCAGGGCCCAUCCAAGAACAGCAGCUCCCAGCCCCGGUGGGUAUGGGACCUGUGAGUCUGGGACCUGUGGGUUUGGGUGUGGGAGGAGUCGGAGCUCCUCUAACACAGCCACCACAAGGACAAGUGGGUUUUGAAGAACCACCUCAGCCUCAACCUCAACCUCAAUCUGAUCAGCCUCAAUUUCAAACUCAACCUCAACUGGGUCUAAACCAGCCACCCAGUUCAACCGCAUUUAACUACCAACCAUUAUCUUCAGUGAACCAACCACAGCCUUUUGGUGGAGGGUCUAAUUACCAAAGACAGCCACUUGUGGACAACAAUCCUUUUGAUAGUGGGACUUCAGGGAAUUCACCAUUUAAGUAUGGUGGUAUUGCUUUGGUUUCCAUUGUCACUCUGAUGGCUUAUUAUGGUUUCUUCUUGUGAGGCUUUCUGUUCAAGUGGUCUUGGGGAUUUUCUUUCUUGUUCUGUUGCUCGUUUUCUUGUUAAUUUCCUCUGAAGUGAAGCCGUGAAGGUAAGGGGAAAAAAAUGAGAAAGGGAUUGUGUAAUUUGUUAUUGUUAGUAGGUAAUGAUGCA